Molecule: messenger RNA, 2252 nt
Organism: Drosophila hydei
Lineage: Eukaryota; Metazoa; Arthropoda; Insecta; Diptera; Drosophilidae
Exons: 5
Coding region: 244-2136 (630 amino acids)
Biological process (GO): transmembrane transport; monocarboxylic acid transport
Molecular function (GO): monocarboxylic acid transmembrane transporter activity
Source: RefSeq, a predicted model, not a curated record
CUCUGUAUAAAUAUAUAUACAUAUUUGUUGUUAAUCGUAGUCGGUUCCAAAGCUCGAUGCUCGCCUUAGCUUAUCAUCUGGAUAAUGUUGAGCUUCGACUCAGACAGUUGAGCUCGGUUGCUCCAUGGCUGUGCACAGUUUUGGAAGAGCCCUAAGUAACCCUAGCACUUGGUAACAGCAGCAGCAGCAGCCUUCGAUCAGAGUGACCACCCAGUGAUGCUAGAAUAGAGCCAGCCUUUAACGAUGACUGAUUACAAAAAUGGCAGCAACAGCAGCCCGCCCAGCAGCACUAACAACAACAACAACAAUAACAGCAACGGUAACGCUCUGAGAUUGAACGUGGCCAAGGAGCAGCCGCCAAAGUAUGACGAACAGCCACCCAAGCAGCCGACAGCGACUGCCACAGCAGCAGCAACGGCCACGCAUCCCAGCAAGAAGAAGAAGAAGCGACGGGACAAGGGCGACCUGGGCGAUGAUUUCGUGGCGCCCGAUGGCGGCUGGGGCUGGUUGGUGGCCAUCUCCAGCGGCAUCAACAUUCUGGUCACAUUCGCAUUGGCUCAACAGUUCGGCGUCAUCUUUCGUGUCCACUUCGAGCGUUUGGGCAUCACCAGCUCCGAACUGACCACCAUUAUCAACACACAAAUUGCCGUUUCGGCCUUUACAGGUCUGCUGAAUGGUCCAUUGUUCCGUCGGUUCACGUACCGUGUCGUGGCACUGGUUGGGUCGGUGCUGACCUUUGUGGGUCUGUUCUGGAUGGUGUUCGCCAACACGUUUACAGUUUACCUGCUGAGCUUCUCGAUUAUCUAUGGCUUCGGACGCGGCCUGACGGUGUCUGCCUCCUCGUUGGCGGUGAACACGUACUUCAAGGUGAAGCGGCGCACGGCGACGGCCUACCAGUUCGGUGUCGCCGGCCUUGGACCCAUCGUGUGCCCCUACUUUGCCACGUUCUUGCUGCGGGAGUUUGGUGUCGUGAGCACGACGCUGCUGUUCGCGGGCGCCUCGCUGCACACGAUCGCCUGUUCGCUGAUCUAUCAGCCGGUCAAGUGGCACGUGGUGAAGCGGAACAAGGAUGCGGAGGCGCUGCAGCCGGCCAAGACGCCGGCGCUGGCGGACGACGAGGAUGAUGACAUUAUCAAGCACGUGGUGGAGCCCGAAACGCCGGUGUUGCCGCGCGCGAACGACGGCUGGUUCGGCUCCCGGGCGUCGCUCAAUAGCAGCGGCACACGGAAUCGGGUCAACACGUGGGACAAGCAGCAGGGCGAGAAUGGCCACAUGGAGCUGCGCCGGCUCAGCAGCCGUGACUCGGGUAGCGGCCGGCAGCAUCGCAGCAUCUCUGUCAGUCACAGCAUCAAGGAGGAGGCGCAUGAUCAUGACGAGCCCGAAUACGAAUACGAAUACGAGAGCCGGGAGCAAGCGCAGCCGCUGAAGGCAACGCCACAGCUGACCGCCAAGGAGCAGCAGCAGCUGGAGGACGAACAGGAACUGGAGCGCCGUAAGAAGCUGACGUUCUAUCAGAAAAUCGUGAUAUUCUUCGAUCUCGAUCUGCUGCGCGACAUCACCUAUGUCAACCUGGCCGUGGGCAUUACGUUGAUCAAUUUCGUGGAAAUCAAUUUCGCCAUUCUGACGCCGUUCAUACUGAACAAUCUGGGCUUCAACAGCAACCAGAUAGCGUUUGCCAUGUCGCUGCUGGGCUUCUUUGAUCUGAUCAUUCGCUUCCUCAUACCGCUGAUCACGGCCAAGUUCAGCUGGAGCAAUCGCACCUUCUUUGUGGUCGGGAUACUGGGCAUGUGCCUGGGCCGUGCUCUGCUCUCGAUGACCACCAACUUCUACGUGAUGGUGGCCAUCUUUCUGUGGCUGGGCCUCAACAAGGCCUUCCGCACCGUCUUCUGGUCACUGAUCAUACCCAGCUAUGUGCCGCUGAAACGUCUGCCGGCCGCUGCCGGCCUCCAGCUGCUGAUGUCGGGCACCUUUUCCAUGGUCUUCGGACCGCUGAUCGGUCUGAUACACAGCACUCCGGUCGUCCUUAACUGCUUCAAUGGGCUCUGCGUUACGGCCAUUAGCCUGUGGUACAUCGAGGACUGGAUUCGCGCCCGACGUCGCAAGUCGCCGCCAGUCACCGAAGCUGACUUUAAGUGAGCUCCACAACAGCUGGCCUGCCUGCCCGCCGCACAUUCAUCGUCCCCGCCUCCCCCUGCCCCAGCCCAUGCACAUACCUAACUCUUAGUCUAGCCAAGAUUUUUUUUGAUUGUUGU